AUCAAUCAUCGACAAAUUCGCAGAUCAUCCUCACCAAAGCCUCAACCUCAACACAGUGAGUGUGUCUUCUAUAUAUCAUACAGUGUCUGUAUUUUCUCUGACAAUCUUAAAAAUACUUAAUCUAAAAAAUAAAUUAAAAAAUUUGCAGGACAUGUUUUUGUAACAGACUUUGCAGGAACUAUCAUCUUAUCUCUAUCCUGAGACAAGUAGCGUCAACUUUAGUCAAACUUAAAUGUUUCCUUCUUUCUCAGUGGCUAUGAUUGGCGCCCCAGUGUCCGCCCUCUGUCUGCUGUUCCUGCUAUCUGUAUGCACUGCCUGCUACAUCUCCAACUGCCCCAUAGGAGGCAAGAGAUCAGCACUAGACUUCCCAUCCAGAAAGGUACCAAGUAAAAAUCUAAUCAGUUCCACUUUGUUAUUGUCUAUUGUUACUGUAUGUCUGUUAUAGACUUAGAUUCCUGGCUGCCAUAUAGGCUUGCAUCUUAGCUUUUUUUUACACUCCAAAAACACACUUAUACAAACAACAAAUUACAGACACACAAUGACUAAUCUGCCCAGACCCGCAUGCUCAGUAGUGCCUGCAUUAUUGUUUGUCACUUGGCCUUAAAUUGUACCAAUUUGUUUUUCCUCAGUCGCCCAUGCUAUUUCAAUAAAAUUGAUUGAUUUUCAAGUUUUUAGUAUACGUUUUGUCAAGCCCAUUGGGUAUCUCACUACACCCCAAUAACUUACUACAUUUGCACACACUGUAUAUAUAUUUUCUGUUGUAUUUUUGACUUUAUGUUUUGUUUACCCCAUAUGUAACUCUGUGUUGUUGUUUUUAUCGCACUGCUUUGCUUUAUCUUGGCCAGGUCGCAGUUGUAAAUGAGAACUUGUUCUCAACUGGCUUACCUGGUUAAAUAAUGGUUAAAUAAAUAAAUAAAUAUUGUACCGUUAUGAAAAAAAUAAAAUGUUAUAUAAAUAUAUCACUUUUAUCUAUAACAACAAUGUAACUUUCUGCUUCCUAUUAUCUUUCCAGUGCAUGUCAUGUGGCCCCGGGGACAGGGGCCGCUGCUUUGGCCCUAAUAUCUGCUGUGGGGAGGGGAUGGGCUGCUACGUGGGCUCCCCAGAGGCAGCUGGUUGUGUGGAGGAGAAUUACCUGCCCUCCCCCUGUGAGGCCGGAGGAAGAGUGUGUGGCUCUGAGGAGGGACGGUGUGCUGCACCCGGGGUCUGCUGUGACGUGGGUAAGACAAAGACUAUACUCCUGUUUUCCUGUAUAGCAAAUGUUUCUGUUCAUACUGACUGAUUCUGCAAAGGAGCAAAACGCCUUGCAUGCAGUAGGGUUUGUUUUUCUCUGGAUUGCUGGUUGUGGCAAUUUCAGAAGACUAUUUAAUUGUUAAUAGCAUGUGCCAAGCUCUUGUGGUAUUGAAUACUUUGUCAUUGUCAGCUACCAAACUAUUUGUUCCAAGAUCACUUAAGAGUUUAAGAAUACAUGUGGUGAUGUGUAGCCAUUAGCCAAUGGUAAUAAUGUAAUAAUUAAAUGUAUUACUUGUUGUGAGUUCAUAUGGAUUCAGUUUUAUAUUACAGUUGUGUGACAGAUUGUCUAUUUUUGUAUUUUCUCUUUUAGAGGGUUGUAGUAUUGACCAAUCCUGUUUCGAGAAGGAUGAAGCCGAAUACAUAAGCCAAUCAGUGAGCAGUAGCCAUGGCCACGAUCUGCUGAUGAAGCUUCUACACAUGAUUAGCCACACCCCUCCCCACAGAGUCCACCAAUAAAACAGCCUCUACAGGUAUUCAGGGGCAGUCCUGAGUUGAAAAACAGUGUAAAAAAUCUGUAACGUCUCAAUGUCAGAGGCAUAGCUAUGUACAUACAUUUUGUACAGAAGACAGAUAUAGACGUAAAGAAUUCGUUUUUGCUUGUAACUGCUUGUGUAAUCGCUUGUGCUUCAAGAGUCAAAUAAAAAUUACUGUACAAAAACAA
This is a messenger RNA of Coregonus sp. 'balchen', 1951 nucleotides long. The record is from the annotation of a GenBank genome assembly. Lineage: Eukaryota; Metazoa; Chordata; Actinopteri; Salmoniformes; Salmonidae.